GGGAGGAGGAGGCAAGAUGGCGGCGCCGGGGGCGCUGAGGCGCUGCUGGCGGUUGGUGCUGGGCGGCCGGGCCAGCUGGCGACCCGCUCCGCCGCUCCGAGGACGAGCGCUGCGCUGGGCAUCGUCCUCCUCGCAGCCGGGCCCGACGGAGAGCGACCCCAGCGAGGGGCAGGUGUACCUCAGCGAGAGCUGCGUGAAGAGGCUGCUGGAGAUCGCGGAAGGCUCGGAGUUCCUCAGGCUGCAGGUGGAAGGAGGCGGUUGCUCCGGGUUCCAGUACAAGUUCUCUCUGGACACAGUUGUCAAUCCUGAUGACAGGGUGUUUGAACAAGGUGGUGCCCGUGUGGUCGUGGAUGUGGACAGCCUGGCCUUUGUGAAAGGCUCCAUGGUGGACUUCAGCCAGGAGCUGAUUCGCAGCUCCUUCCAGGUGGUGAGCAAUCCCCAGGCAGAGAAGGGAUGCUCCUGUGGGACUUCCUUCUCUGUCAAAUUCUGACGGGACUUCUUGUGGAUGAACACUGUCUGCAGGCAUUUUCUGGCAGCCUCCAUAGGGUUUUUGCUCGUUCUUUUCCCAGCUGUUCCUUCUCAUCUCCCUUACUCUGUAAUAUAGCAGUUACAGAUGACUCCAGCUGUGUGUGUGUCUAAACUGAGCCUGUCUCCAAGACUUGUUGGCCUCCACUUUAGAAACAUGAGGUAGCCAUGAGCCCGCACAAAGGAGCAUCUUCAGGAGCAUCUUCAGCACCUUGUGAACCACCUGCCAGGUGGUGCUGACCUGCCUGUCUUAUCCUGAAUGUGGAACCACUCAUCUCUGCCAAGAGAUGGCUGUAUGCAUGUGUGUUUAUUGAAAGUUCUUACCAAAAAAAAAAAAAAAAAGCAUUUGAGAUUGUUUGGUAUUACUUGUGCAUUUCUAGUGGGUAGAAUCUGGAUUUGUUCCAGCAUCUGCUGCUUAUUCAUUGUUUUGCAGCUGAAUUGGGCUGACACCUGCCAGUGUUGUUGGUUGUCCACUCUCCAACAUUCAGUGGGCUUUUGCAGACACUUUGCUUUUCUUUUGCCCAGCAGACUUGCCUCAGUCCCAGGAACCUACAGUGGUGCUGUCAGUCCCUAGGACUGAAGUUUUGCCUUGUUCAGAGUAAGUGACACUAAAAGAUUGAGGUGGCAAGAGUUAAUAGCUUAUUUCUUUUAUUAAAAAGGAAAAGAAAAAAGGUGGUGCGUGUGUGUGUAUAAAUGAAAUACGUAGCCCUCCGUCCCUCAGUGCUAUUUUAGGCUGUUCAUAAACCUGACUUGGAAUUUUAGGUCAUACAAACUCUAAGGUGUCAUAGUGGGUCCACUGCCUUCUCAGCAGGAAGGGCAGUUUAGGUGACGCAGGCAGAGGAGGUUCUUGAGUAUUGUUUAAGGGUCCUCAAGUCAUUUUGACUAAGUUGUCUGAGAAAAACUUGCUUCACCAUUUAAUCUGUCUGCCUUGUCUGCCUGGUCUUAUGAAAGAAUGACAUAGCUCCUUCCCUUUAUGAAACCCCAAUAAAAAUGGGAAAUCUAGAGGUUUCCAGAAUAAC
Molecule: messenger RNA, 1544 nt
Organism: Cygnus olor (mute swan)
Lineage: Eukaryota; Metazoa; Chordata; Aves; Anseriformes; Anatidae
Gene: ISCA2
Product: iron-sulfur cluster assembly 2
Exons: 4
Coding region: 17-490 (157 amino acids)
Biological process (GO): iron-sulfur cluster assembly
Cellular component (GO): mitochondrion
Molecular function (GO): 2 iron, 2 sulfur cluster binding; iron ion binding; 4 iron, 4 sulfur cluster binding
Source: RefSeq, a predicted model, not a curated record